Molecule: messenger RNA, 1228 nt
Organism: Ruditapes philippinarum (Manila clam)
Lineage: Eukaryota; Metazoa; Mollusca; Bivalvia; Venerida; Veneridae
Exons: 4
Coding region: 631-1161 (176 amino acids)
Source: RefSeq, a predicted model, not a curated record
GAUAAUAAUAAAUGACUUUCUAUUAUAUUUUUCGCCAUGUGACGACUUUUAACUUUAUAAGUACGUGCACAUAAUUGCAUUCUGCUUCAAAUUUAUUUAUUUGUUGUUCAGGUUGCCUUGCGCUGAGGCGACGUUAUACUUAGUAUACCUUCUACGUAGUAUAAAAUUUAUUGACAUAAAUGAACAAAUCGGUACUGAAUUCCCAAAUGAGUUUUUAUAAGAUCGCAUCUCAUCAGUCACUCAAUUACCUAUUAUGUCAGUGAUCGAUAUCAUUCCACAUUGCCCACGUGAAAUUGGUAAAUCAAAAUGAAAUAAUCAAUUACGAUAAAUAUUUGAAUAACUUGAUGAUAUCGAAAUAGUGUUGCAAUUAGAAGAAAUGUAUUCUUCACUAAUGUUCGCCUCGAAGUUGAAACACAUUUUAGAUAUUGGUCGUUAAAGUAUACAGGUUAAGCAAAACUUACAUUACUUCGGGAAGAUUUUGAAGCAUUUGAGUGAAAUGUAUUCGCCUGGAUGCUGAUCUAGAAUUGAAAGGCAAUUAAUUACAUACUUAGAUUAGAAGUAUAGAGUCUUUAAGACGCUUAUGUAAAAUUGAUCGUGCGGCCGAGAUGAUAUUAGGAUUUACCAAAUGCAAUGGAACAAAUAGAAACAAUAAGCAAGGUGGUGGAUGAAGCUUACAAAAAGUCAGAGGAUGAGGAAAGACAAGCCAAUCCCUUCUGGUAUGUACCCAGCGGAUCAUUCCCACUUGAUCAUGACGAGGAAAACUAUAAAACAGCAGCAAAUGCAACGAAGGAACCAACGAAGAUUGAUUUAGUUGAGCUUGCGACACAAGAAACACAAUGGAGUGACAGGUUUAACGACACAUACAUUUACAAGAAAAGCAAGCUAUCAAAACCUGGACGAACAUCGUUUUCUGAAGUCGUCGAGGAAGUUAUUCAAGAGCAUCUUAGAAAUGACGUCCACCCUUUUGGACGUACGUCAUUUUACCGCAGAUCAAUAGGCGCAUCCGAACAGACGUCAAUACACCAAGAUGAUGGCACAUUGUUCAUGUGGGCGUUGGCAACAAUUAUUAUCCUAGCUGUUGCGGUCGGCGUCAUAGCGAUGUCACAAAUGCAUCAGGCGACAAGACAUGUUAACGUUACGACCACUAGUAUGUUAAAUUGAUGUUUGCUAUACACAUAAAAGAGGUGAAAAAAUGAAUAAAGGAAUGAUUGUGAAUAUGACGGGAAUC